Clonostachys solani is the source of this 2223-nucleotide messenger RNA. The record is from the annotation of a GenBank genome assembly. Lineage: Eukaryota; Fungi; Ascomycota; Sordariomycetes; Hypocreales; Bionectriaceae.
AUGCCUCCCAAGUUGGAGAGCCCCGCUCGAUCACCUCGUUGUAAUGUAGGCUGCCGCGAACGAUUUCUCUUGCUUAAAGAGACCUUUUACGUUAUACCCAAUAUCCAAAUUGGCAAAAAUUCAGAAAGCCUGAUUGAUGGUGGUAGCAUUUCCACACCCACUGACCACAGGGCUGUUCUGCCCCCAUUCUAUAGCCAUUUUGAAGCAUGGUUCGGUUCUGACCCAGGUUCCCGUGGAAGUAGAGGACCGAGGAAGUAUGUUUUCAAAAGUGGCGAUACUGAGAUUACAAUCCCCAUUUCAGAACCAAGAGAAAAAGGUCCCGACAUUUCGCUAUUGCCUGAUAAUGAGAGUUCGUUACCCGAUACUCAACAGCUCCUGAGAGAGGCCGCGAGAACCAGCCAACAGUUCCCAGCUUCCUCUCCACAUAUCUAUCAGCACCAUGGGCGCAAAAAGGCCAAGCCAUGGUUCGGAAAACCGUGGGAGGUGAGAGUGCCGGAAAUUCUCGAGACGAAAUGGAGCGAAGCUGGAGGUAUUAAAGAGCGGCUGGAUCUGGACCUGGAGCCAACACGGAUCCAAUUGACACGAAAGGCAUCAAAGCGUAAAUGCCGACGGUCGGAGCGCGAAUUCAACGCUGAGCUGCGUAUGUCCGGGGCCGUGGAUCCUCGUCACCCCCAUACCGUCACCCUCUUCCCACAUGUUUGGAUAUUUUGUGGCAGUGAAUGGGCUUUGAAGGUUAUUGAGAAGGCCUUGAGGUCCAUCUCAUGGAUCGAAGGUUUUCUCAAUCGACCGGUUGAAUUCUGCAUUGGCGGAAUCGAGCUGUGUGGCUUGGAGACUGUGAUCCCCCUAGAAGAACUUCAAAAAUAUGCGGUACCAAGUUCCAGCCUGCGUUGUAGCGGGGGAGAUGUUCUUUUUCAUUUUGCCAAGCUCCGUCCUCGCUUUACCUCCCUGUCAGCCUGUGGUUGGCUAUGUUGCGCUACUUAUUUGAAAGAUAAUACUGUCCGAAAUCAACGUUUAUCUAGAAUCGGAGGAAUUCUAACGUCUGGCAUAUUGGACGAAUGCCACAAACACCACCUCGGUACUAUCUUAACGGUGGCACAUGGGCUUUUAGACGAAGAGGAGGAUGAUCUGGAUGAAGUUUACUCUUCAUACAAUGACUCUCUUCCAAGCGAUUCGGAAUCUGAUUCUGAAGAUAGCUAUGACAGCGAGGAGAGCGAAAUGAUGGAACCAUUGCCCGGCUCCUCACCGCGUUUGGGGCAACUCGACCCUUCCGAGAUCGUUUUACAGUGGAUUUCAUUCGACGAGGUCUGUGGCAUCAAUUGCUUUGGAAAGAUUGUUCAAAAUGAACAGCCUCCCAGGGAUUCUCCGACCAAUAGAAGCGAUUAUGCCCUCUUGAGGUCUCAUACGCUGCAGCAUCUUCAUAAUACCUACACAACCUCGUCCACAGCACAAGAAGCUGGUAGCUGGGAAGCGAUAACCUCUUAUUCUUCAAAUUCGGAAAUGAAAGAUGGACGUGUUUGCAUAAUCCUAGGACUUGGCCAAGUGGAAGAAGCUUGGCUCCUACCUGGUUCUCAACCGAUGCGUUUAGAAGGGGGUCAAGUAACCGUCAGAAAGCUGCAGCUCCGUCUGCCCCUAGCUCAGGGCACGUCCGGAUCAUGGGUUGUGAAAGAUCAUACUUGGUAUGGGAUGAUCGUUGCUGCAUAUGUAGGAGAGCCGUUGGCAGUCUUCAUCACUGCUGAGGAUAUUUUGUCGGAUAUGAAAUCAUCAUUUCCAUCGCUAGGAGAAACCACUUUGCGCUGUUCAGAAAUUGUGAGCGAGGAUAAAUCUUCUCAGACUGAGGGCUUAAAUGCUACACCCCCGAUUAAUGAGGACGACCAAUUUCAGUCGCUUCUCGCUCUUUUGCCUCUUGAUGAUACCAACAUCGACUAUGACGAAAAUGAAGAUGAGCUUUCCGAUAUAAGCGACUUGGAAGGGAUUUAUAAACCUGAUGAGGACCCCGAUGACAAUCUUGUUGAAACUUAUCCUAGACAACUCUCCCCUAAAAAUCCCAACUUUUACGAGAUUCCAGAGGCGAUAUAUGCUGGAUUCAAACGGCUGCAGCCAGAAAUGGACCCGAAUAUUAAAGCUGACGUGGACAAUAUAUGCAUGGAUGAAGACCAAGGGCCAGAUUGGUAUAACCCUCAUGAUGUAUAUGAUUUCCUCGAAUGGGAGAGAAGAUAUUUGUAG